Molecule: messenger RNA, 1954 nt
Organism: Paramecium octaurelia
Lineage: Eukaryota; Ciliophora; Oligohymenophorea; Peniculida; Parameciidae
Source: the annotation of a GenBank genome assembly
AUUUAGACACAUUGGAAAUGAUAGGAACCUCUAUUAAUAGAAAAUUGAAUUAGCUAUUAUCUUCUCUUUAAGAUAAAUAAGAAAAGAUGAUUCAGCAAAAUAUCCUUGAUUUGUAUAGUUAUAUUUCAGAUCCUGAGAUUAAUUUAUACCUAUUCCAACUUUGGUAAUUAAGGAUCACCUAACCUCUAGCUAUCUAGUUUAUGUUACAGAUGACCAAAUGCUAAAGGAGCUCCUAUAUAAUUAUGCAUUUACAAAUAAUGCAAAUUAUUACCGAUUAGAGUGGACAUUAAAGGCAUUCAAUGAAGAUUCUAAAUAUGAGAAAAUUAAGAAAGGCUUUACUGCUUUUAUGAAGGUACUUUUUUGUUAUAUCUAGGAAUUAAAAACAAAGCAUGCUUAAGAACAUAUACUCUAAGGAGGAACUAAUUAAAAGGAAAUAAAUAACUUAGAUGCAUUCACAAUUAAUUGUAUCAAAGGCUAUGGGGAGAAAUAGGAUCAAAUUAUAUUUUAUUUGAUAGAAUAAAGUUUGAGUUUGAAAAGAAUAGAGAUAGAAAAGCAAAAGGAUCAUAUGCGCAGAUUUCUAUAAAAUAUCAAUCAAAUGAUUGUGAGUUUAAGAUUUUAGGACUAACCUGAAUUUAGAGGGUUGACUAUACCAUUUAAUUAUGGCAAUUUAGAUUCCUUCUUAAUAGUGAAUUUGUUGGAGGAUGAGUUUACUUGUUUCAAUACUGCAAAAAGAGUUCCUUAUAAGAUUAUUAUUGAAACAGUAAAGUAAGCAUAUAUUAAUUAACAAUUAGUCCAUCUGAGUUACUAUUGAUAUAGAGUGUAAAUCAAUUGCAUGUAGAAGAUUUGUAAGAACUGGUCCCUUUUUAUGAUAUUGAGAAGGAAAUGAAAACCAUUUCAUAGAUAAAGAUAUAUCAAUAAUAUAAUAUUGAGGAAUUGAAGAAGUAUAAUAUGUUAAAAACAUUUAUUUUAGAUUGGUCUCUAAGAAAGUAGAUUUUCAAAACUUACAUCAUUUCUAGACUUUAAACAAGAUUAAAGAUAAGGACAUAUAUGUGUCCAAAUCGUAAAGCAAGUCUAUUUGGGGAGAAGAUUGGAACAUUACGAAGGAGAAAAUUAAAUAGAAUUCUUAAUAUGGGAAUUUGAAAUCUCACGAGGUUAGGCAGAUUAUAAUAAAAGGAGGAGAUGAUCUCAGAAAUGAGUUAUUGAUAAUGUAAAUGAUGAGAAAAAUCAAUGAUAUUUUUAAAUAGAAGUAGCUUAAGCUUUUCCUCAGGCCUUAUGAUAUUAUUCUGACUUCAGCGAGUAGUGGAAUUUUAGAAUUCAUUCCGAAUACAGUUUCUUUAGAUAAAAUCAAGAGAGAAAAUCCAAAUCUCACUUUGAGACAAUUUUACUAAAAAAAUUUUGAGAACUUCUAAGAAGCUCAACAGAAAUUUGCAGAAAGUUUGGCAGGAUACUCAUUGAUUUGUUAUUUAUUCCAAUUGAAGGACAGACACAAUGGAAACAUUCUAAUUGAUAAUGAGGGUCACAUAAUCCAUAUAGACUUUGGAUUUGUAUUGACCUUAACUCCAGGCAAUAUUGGUUUUGAAUCAGCUCCAUUCAAAUUAAUCAAUGAAUAUGAGGAGUUAUUAAAUGGUAAAGAUAGUGAUAUGUUUGAUUAUUACUAAAUUCUAAUAUUUUCAGGUAACUAUAAUUGGAACCCUAUUUAGGACUUACCAUUUUGUAAGAACAUGUAGCAGAAUUACUUACUUUUGUUAAAUUGAUGCAUUUCAGUCCAAAACAUAAUCUCUUGGCAUGUUUGGAGAAUUUCAAUUUGAAUGACUUCAAGAAAAGAUUCCAUGAAAAUGCUGGAGAUAAGAAUCUGUAUCCUAUUGUGGAGAGUCUAGUUAAGAAAUCAAGUAAUUCUUGGAAAACUUUGUUAUAUGAUUAUUUUCAAUACUAAACCAAUACUAUUUAUUAUUGA